Molecule: messenger RNA, 2885 nt
Organism: Malaclemys terrapin pileata
Lineage: Eukaryota; Metazoa; Chordata; Testudines; Emydidae
Gene: RTN4RL2
Product: reticulon 4 receptor like 2
Exons: 3
Coding region: 532-1842 (436 amino acids)
Cellular component (GO): plasma membrane
Molecular function (GO): protein binding
Source: RefSeq, a predicted model, not a curated record
CCGUCCGCGCCCCCACCGGCAUGAGGCCGCCGUGCGCUCGCUGUCGCCGGCGCAGCGGGGGCUAAGGCGGGACGGUGCCCUCCGAGGGCGCCGGGUGCCAGCGGGCUGAGCGCACCGGGCACCGGCAUCGGAGAGGGCUGUGCGCUCUGCGCCCCUGCCCAGGCGCGGGCACCGGACUGCGCUCCCCCGAGCACCGGACGGAGCGCACCAGGCACUGGCAUCGGAGAGCGCUGUGUGUGGAGUGCCCCCUACCUAGGUGCCAGCACCAGACUGGGCACUGGCACAGAACCGAGCGGCGAGCACUGUGGCCUGAGAACCCAACGCCCGGGCACCAGUGAGCCCUGCGGACUCGGCACUGGACUGUGUCCCCCGGGCAUUGGUGUUGAACCCCUGCAGGCUGGCCUUUGGCAACCCCCCCGUCCAGCUGGAUCGGUGCUGGGCACCUGCGUGCUGCUGGCUGGGCGUCACUGAGGCUUGGAUCUGCCCCUGCCCUGCUCCGUCCAUCUGCCCUUUUCCUCUCACCUUGGCAACAUGCUGCCCUGGCCGGUCCGCCUUCUGCACGGCUCCGUCACUCCCCUCUUCUGCCUCCUGGUGCUGCUGGUGACCUUGCCCCUGGGGGCACCCACCUGCCCCAUGCUGUGCACCUGCUACUUCUCCCCACCCACGGUCAGCUGCCAAGCCAACAACUUCUCGUCGGUGCCCCUGGUGCUGCCCCCCAACGCCCAGCGCCUCUUCCUGCAGAACAACCUGAUUGGGGCACUGCGGGCGGGCACCUUCGGGCCCAGCACCGUCACCCUCUGGCUUUACUCCAACAACAUCUCCUCCAUCCAGCCCGGCACUUUCCGCCACCUGCCCGCCCUGGAGGAGCUGGACCUGGGGGACAACCGCAACCUGCGCAACCUGGACCCCGACACCUUCCGGGGCCUGGAGCGUCUGCAGUCCCUGCACCUCUACCGCUGCCAGCUCAGUAACCUGCCCACCACCCUCUUCCGCAGCCUCUUCAGCCUGCAGUACCUGUACCUGCAGGAGAACAACCUGCUCUACCUCCAGGAUGACCUGUUUGUGGACCUGGCCAACCUGAGCCACCUCUUCCUGCACGGGAACAAGAUCCGUGUGCUGUCGGAGCACGUGUUCCGGGGGCUGUGGGGGCUGGACCGGCUGCUGCUGCACGUCAACCGGCUGCACUCGGUGCACCGCUGGGCCUUCCGGGACCUAGCCAAGCUCACCAUCCUCUACCUGUUCAACAACAGCCUGGCCACGCUGCCGGGCGAGACGCUGGCCGAGCUGCCCUCGCUGGAGUUCCUGCGCCUCAACAACAACCCCUGGGCCUGCGACUGCCGCGCCCGCUCCUUGUGGGCCUGGUUCGAGCGCGCCCGCGUCUCCAGCUCGGCCGUGGCCUGCACCACCCCGCCGGAGCGCCAGGGUCGCGACCUGCGCCACCUGAGCCAGGCUGACUUCAGAGACUGCCCCCCGGCCAAUCACGCCCCGGCCCGGCCUGCGGGGGGCACCAAGCCCAAGUGGGGUGGGGAGGCCGAGGCGGGCCGGCCCCGCAGCAACAGCUCCUCCAACCACCUGUACGGGCUGGGGGAAGGCGGGGCGCCCCCUGCCGACCCCUCCUCCUUCUACCGGGACCUGCCGGCCAGCGACAUCCGCAGCCCCAAGUACGACUCCCCGACGGAGGUGGACUACUGGGCCGGCUAUGGUAGUGAGGAGGGCCGGCUCAAGGAGGGCUGCGCCGGGCCCGGCUGCUCCCCGCUGGACUCUGGGGCCUGUCGGCCAGGUAUCCUGCCCGCAGCCCUCCCCCCACUCCUGCUGCUGCUGCUGGGGCCUCCCCGGCUCUGACCCGGCCCCACCAGACUGAGCAAGGACAGCGACGAUGGGAGGAGGGGAGGACAGGCCCUCAAUAACCCCCCGUGGCACUGAGACUGAGGGGGGGCAGCCCUGAGCCCCCCCUGCCGAGACUGAGCCUGCCUUGUUUCUCCCCACACACACCCCUGCCCUUGUAGGCAGCUGGCUCGUGGAAACGUGGAGUUUGGGUAACGAGGGCUUUCCCAAUGCCCAGCGGGUUCCUGCUGCUUGUCUGCUUUUGGAUGGGAGGCAAACAGGACCCCCAAGGAACCCUCUGCUGGCACCCCCAACUUCCCUCCCCAUUGGGCCCCCACACCUCCAGGGAACCCCACCCACCAACACCCCCAUCUGAUCCCCCACCCCCAAUGGACCUUUCCAUGCUAGCCCCCAACCCCCUUGAUGUUGCUCACUGCCUCCCCCUCCCCCGCCCCAUCUCUCCACCCAGGGUAGAGCUCCCCCCCACUUCCUACGUGACCAGCUGUGCAGGAGGGCACACCCCAGGGGCCCACAGCAUGGCCCUUAGGAGUUAGAACCCCCCUCCUGCUGGAGAGAGAGGGGAUCAGUGUCCUUCUAAUCCCCCCACUGUCCCCUCCAAGCCACACCACCCCCUGCUCCCACAUGCCCACAACUGUCCCCCCAGCUCAUUGCCUGCACCCCUAUAAUCCCCAGUCCAAGCUACUGCCUCCCCCCCGCCCACACCAACCCAGAGAGAGCAGUGUCCCCUCCCCCACAGUGCACCUCUCCAACCCACUGCCCCCAGCCCCUUCUUUCCCUCUCCCACAGGACACCCCCACCUCUCCCCCAGCUCCAUGUUCCUGGACUGGCCCUCAGGGCUGCAAGCUCGUUCCUUCUCCCCCUCCCUCCCCCGAGUCUGGGGUUUGGGGGGGACCCCACCGUGCUCUGCGGCUCUGACCCCCCCCCCCCUUUGCCGACACGUCUGAUGCUGGAUGUUUUUCUGCUGCUCGCCCCGCCCCCUUCUAACAAGCAAAAAAAGGGGUUGGAAAAUUAUUUAUUAAAAAAAAUUCUAUUAUUUUAGA